AUGGCCGACGCGACAAACUCGGGCGAUGAGCUCUACCCCAUUGCCGUGCUCAUCGACGAGCUCAAGCACGAUGAUGUUACGCUCCGCCUCAAUGCUAUCCACCGCCUCUCGACCAUUGCCCUCGCCCUUGGCCCGGAGCGUACGCGGGAUGAGCUCGUUCCCUUUCUCGACGAAUCGGUCGAGGAUGAAGAUGAAGUCUUGGUGGCUCUCAGCGAAGAGCUGGGCGGUUUCGUCGAAUACGUCGGCGGCCCCGAUUACGGUCACGUCCUGCUCUCACCCCUCGAGAACCUCGCCGCCAUCGAGGAACCCGUUGUUCGCGACAAGGCAGUCGAGUCGCUCAACAAGAUUUGCAGCCAGCUGUCAUCCCAGCAGGUUGAAGAGUACUUCAUCCCCCUGACGCUCCGACUCUCUAAGGCAGACUGGUUCACGUCCAAGGUCUCGGGCUGCGGACUCUACACCACCCCCUACAGCAAGGUCUCGGAGCUGUCGCAGGAGCAGCUCCGCCAACAGUUUGGUCUACUCGUCCAUGAUGAGACCCCCAUGGUCCGCCGCCAGGCCGCCACCAACCUCUCCAAGUUUGUCAAGGAGAUGACGGCCCCCGUCGUCAUUGACGAGAUGAUCCCCCUCUUCCAGCACCUCGUCUCUGACGACCAGGACAGCGUCCGCCUCCUCACCGUCGACAUCCUUACCUCAAUAGCCGAGACGGUUCCCAAGGAGCAGCAGGCCAGCCACGGUGUCCUGCUCACCUCCCUGCGCAGCCUGAUAGAAGAUAAGAGCUGGAGGGUCAGGUAUAUGAUUGCCGACAGGUUUGAAAAGAUGGCCAAGGCUGUCGACGACGAAGUUGUCUCUAGGGACCUUGUCCCCGCAUUUGUCAAGCUCCUCAAGGACAACGAGGCCGAGGUGCGGACCGCCAUUGCCGGUCAGAUUCCCGGCUUCUGCGCCCUCGUCGACCGCUCCGUCCUCCUUGGUGAUAUCAUCAGCAGCAUCGAGGAUCUCGUCUCCGACUCUUCCCAACACGUGCGGGCCGCGCUUGGGACCCAGAUCAGCGGACUGGCUCCCAUCUUGGGCAAGCAGGAGACUAUUGACCACCUUCUCCCCAUGUUCCUGCAGAUGCUCAAGGAUGAGUUUCCUGAGGUUAGGCUUCACAUCAUCUCCAAGCUUGAGCUUGUCAACCAGGUUAUUGGUAUCGACCUUCUCUCGCAGGCCCUCCUCCCUGCUAUUAUCCAGCUUGCCGAGGACAAACAGUGGCGUGUGCGCCUAGCCAUCAUCGAGUACAUUCCCCUGCUGGCCAGCCAACUGGGCGUCAAAUUCUUUGAUGAGAAGCUCAGCACUCUGUGCAUGGGCUGGCUAGGUGACACCGUCUUCUCUAUCAGGGAGGCGGCCACGCACAACCUCCAGAAGCUGACCGAGGUCUUUGGCGUCGAGUGGGCUAGCGAGGCCAUCAUUCCCCGCGUCAUGCAGAUGGGCAACCACCCCAACUACCUAUACAGGAUGACGACGUGCUUUGCAAUCUCGACCCUCGCCAACGUGGUGAGCAUGGAUGUGAUUGCCAAGUCGAUACUUCCCAUGCUAGACAAGAUGGCGGACGACGACAUCCCCAACAUCCGCUUCAACGUGGCCAAGACGUACACGGUGCUGGCCAACACGUUGCGCCGCCUGCCCGAAGAGGGCACCCUUUACUCUCUAGAGAAGAAGGGCAAAGAUUUCAAGCCGUCACCCCGCGGCCAGGAGCUCAUCGAGCAGAAGAUUACGCCCAACCUGAUCAAGCUGCAAAAGGACGACGAUGUCGACGUGCGCUUCUUCGCGACGACGGGACUUGGAGAGCCGGCGGGUGGCAUGAUCGCUGCGACGGGUGGCGGCCAGCAACAGUCGACUGAGGGGGAGCCGAUGAAUACGUCACCAUAG
This is a messenger RNA of Geosmithia morbida, 1905 nucleotides long. RefSeq names its product serine/threonine-protein phosphatase 2A regulatory subunit A. Gene Ontology annotation, biological process: protein dephosphorylation. The transcript has 7 exons. The coding region runs from base 1 to 1905 and encodes 634 amino acids. Gene Ontology annotation, cellular component: protein phosphatase type 2A complex; cytoplasm. NCBI's taxonomy places the organism in Eukaryota, Fungi, Ascomycota, Sordariomycetes, Hypocreales, Bionectriaceae. Gene Ontology annotation, molecular function: protein phosphatase regulator activity. The record is from RefSeq and is a predicted model, not a curated record.